AUGAGUCACAUCUCUUUCUUUGCACUUAUUUAUUGUAUAAUAUUAAAAUCUAUAAUUGAAUAUGAGUCUGUUAUAUUGAAAUAAAUUUAGAUAUUAAUUCAUUAAUUGAUGGAGAACAUUUAGGAUUUGAAAACCUUGAUAGGGCAUAAUUUUAAUGCAGUCAAUUUUAGUAAAUAUAUGAUAAACAAUGACUACUCAGAUGUCGAUUAAUUAAUUAAGGAUUGUCAAUUAGAGAGUUCAGGUCAAAGAUUCAAUAUCUGGAGACUCUUCCUUAGAAUAUAUUCAAAAGAAGAUUCAUUUACUUAAAAAAUAGAAAAGUUAACUAAACUGCGAGAUAAUUAUAAAGCAUUAGAAAAUAGACAUUUGAAAACAUCUGGUGCAUCAACUCAAAAUCAAGUUGAAGAGCCAACUAAAAAGGGACCACUCGGAGGUCCUCUUGGAGGUCCCUUAGGAGGUGGCAAAUAAAAAUAAUAGUCCUCUAAUGCAAUUGAUAAUGCAGAACUAAGAAAUGAAAUCAGAAAAGAUGUUGAAAGAACAUAUCAGGAGUUUGAGUUCUUCUCUUCAAAACGAGUUUAACAAAUACUUACUACAAUAUUGUUUAUCUGGUGUAAAGAGAAUAGUGAAAUAUCGUAUAGAUAAGGAAUGAAUGAGAUUGCUGCUUCAUUAAUUUAUAUAUAUACUAAAGAGGCAUUGCACAAGGAAGAAGUCGAAAAAUACGAAGAAGAAAUAAAUAUACUUUUGUAAUUUAACUCUUGGGAGUAUGCUGAACCAGAUAUUUAUUCCUUAUUCACUGCCUUAAUGAAUGAUGCUUAGCAUAUGGAGAUGUUUAGACCUAAUUACACAGAUUAAUAAAAAAUUAAGCUUUAAAGUAAGAAACCAAGUGCAAUUUUGACGAGAGUUGCAAAAUUACAGGACAUUCUAUUAAAAUAAGUGGAUUUACCCUUAUUUCGACAUCUGAAGCUACUUCAAGUUGAAUUCCAAAUCUUUCUGUUAAAAUGGAUGAGAUGUAUGUUUACUAGAGAAUUAUCAUUAAUAGAAUCCUUUCAUGCAUGGGAUGCUAUUUUUUAGGAUUUCUUAGUAUAAUAGUGUGAUUCAUUAUUCUUUGUAGACUGUAUAGCUAUUGCUAUGAUAAUUUAUUUAAAAAAUCAAUUAAUGGAAAGUGAAGAAUCAAGUUAAUGUUAUCAAAGAUUCUUGAAAUUCCCAAAAAUUACCAACCUUUCUAGCUUAUUAGAUACAGCAACAUAAAUAAGAAGUAUAUUGAUAUCUUAAAGGUCAUCUAAUAACUUGGAAGAUAACAUUGAAGGAAUAGAAAAACAGGAAAGAUUAAUCAAUCCUGCAUUUUUUGUCCCUGAUAAAGUAGAUACUGAUCCUAAAGCUUAACAAGAUAAAAAUAAAAGUAAAGAAUAGCCUAAAUAAACAUAAUAAUAAUAAUAAGUUACAAAAAAUGAAGAAGAACAAUCUUAAUCACCAUAAUCAUAAAUUGUUGAAAAAUAGCCUGUGAAAUAGUAAGAGUAACAAUACGUAUUCUUUGAUGACAAGAUCAUGUAAUCAAACACUAAGGCAUAAAAGUCGUAGUUUGUUGUUGAAGAAAAAGUAUAAUAAAGAGAAUAAAAUUAAAAUAAGGAAGAGAAGUAAAUGAAAAUUAAAUUAUCCAUAUAACAAGUUUAGGAUAUAUGUAUAACAAUAGAUGAAGCCUUUAAUGCGAUUAAAAAGAGCAAUGAUAGUUAAAAUCAUUAGGAAUUAAUCAUCAGUUUAGCUGAAAUUAAAUAGUAUCUGAGUAAAUAAAUAAGUGAAGCUGAAGCAAAUUCAGGGAAUUCAUAAGAGGAAGGAUAAAAAAGUAGAAAUAGUGGAUUUGUAAUAAAGAAAUCAAUCACAGGUUAGUAAUUACCCCAAGAAGAUAAUGGAAUUAAAAGCAAAAUGACAGAUUUCUUUAAAAAAAAGUGGUGA
Messenger RNA from Paramecium tetraurelia, 1947 nucleotides. RefSeq lists its product as uncharacterized. Gene Ontology annotation, molecular function: GTPase activator activity. The transcript has 7 exons. NCBI's taxonomy places the organism in Eukaryota, Ciliophora, Oligohymenophorea, Peniculida, Parameciidae. The record is from RefSeq and is a predicted model, not a curated record. Gene Ontology annotation, biological process: activation of GTPase activity.